Periophthalmus magnuspinnatus is the source of this 3305-nucleotide messenger RNA. RefSeq names its product EF-hand domain family, member D2 (gene efhd2). The transcript has 4 exons. Gene Ontology annotation, molecular function: calcium ion binding. The record is from RefSeq and is a predicted model, not a curated record. Bases 142 to 843 code for a protein of 233 amino acids. Lineage: Eukaryota; Metazoa; Chordata; Actinopteri; Gobiiformes; Gobiidae.
UCAGAAGAGGAAGAGGAAGAGGAAAAAGGAAGAGGAGCACGCUCACUGAACCCGUGCGCUCUGCUCCAUCUCCGCGCUCCACUGUCAAAUCACGGCGUCGCCACACUCUCCCCUGACGCCCCUCACCAUACCGUCCGGACCAUGGCCACAGACGAACUCUCCUCCAAGCUAAACCGGCGGCUGCUGAUCGAGGACGGGGCCGCGGACCCGGUGGCCGUGGACCUGGAGCCCAACGACGGCGACCAGGCGGAGGAGGACAAGCCCUGCACCGGGAGCGCGGACUCGGAGCUGGGGGCCAAACUGCAGCGGCGCGGGGAGCUGAACGAGGGCCGCGGAGAGGUGCACAUGAGCAAAGUGUUCAACCCCUACACCGAAUUCAAAGAGUUCUCCCGCAAACAGAUCAAAGACAUGGAGAAGAUGUUCAAGACGUUUGACGCAGGCAAAGACAACUACAUUGACUUGAUGGAGCUGAAAUUGAUGAUGGAGAAGCUGGGAGCUCCUCAGACUCACCUGGGCCUGAAGAACAUGAUCAAAGAGGUGGACGAGGACCUGGACAACAAGCUGAGCUUCAGAGAGUUCCUGCUCAUCUUCAGGAAGGCGGCUGCGGGUGAGCUGGCACAGGAUAGCGGCCUGGACAUCCUUGCCCGUCUGUCUGAGAUUGAUGUUUCUGCAGAGGGGGUGAAGGGAGCCAAAACCUUCUUUGAAGCCAAAGUCCAGGCCAUCAGCGAGUCAAACCGCUUUGAGGCAGAAAUCCGACAGGAGCAAGAGUCCAAGAAGCAGCAGGCCGAGGAGCAGAAGCAGAGACGGGCUGCCUUCAAAGAACUCCAGUCUGCCUUCAAGUGAGGAACUAGGGCCCUCCUCCAAGCCCCGACCCUCAGGCUGCAUGUACUCUGUCCAGACAAUCAUGGUUCUUCUGGUAAUACUAGGGCUUCACAACAAUAUGAUAUUCAGGACUGUAAUAUUUUAAUACUAAACUAACUUUUUAAGACAAUAAUUUCACAAAAAGUUCUUUACUAGCCAAACUCUGUCAAACUAAAACUUAACUGAGACAAAACCUAAAAACUAAGUCGAGGCGAACCUUGGACUUGAUAAGGAAAUACCUGAAAGAAAAAAAACAGUUUUAAAAUAUUUUAGUAAGAAGCGUCCAUUUCUGCCAGAUAAGGAGGUUUUAUUGUGAUGUAUUUAGUUAUGAUAUCAGUACUAUUGCAACAUAUGGUGCAGCCCUAGCUAAUGCCACCUUUUCUUUAUUAUUUUUCUAACUUUGGUACAAUCACUAAAGAGCAUUUUUUGUAGUAUUCCAUAGUGUUAGACAAACCCUCUUUUUCUACAAGGGUGAAUAACAUAAGGGAAAGACCGGGAGAGGAGACCGGUCUUUUGAGCACUUUUGAAGCCAAAUGAAUCCGUGGGCACAUAUAUAUAGUGUUGAUCAAAUCAUUCCAAUGUGAACAUUCCAGGAUCUGCUGUAUUUUCCUCACACGUCACGCAUUAGGGUUUUCCUGAUGAAUAUGUAAAAACUCCCAGUCAAAAGUUUUGACACACUUUUUCAUUUAAAGUGCCCAUAUUGCGCCAAUUUCUGAUCUCUUAUAAUGUUGUUUCCUCACCAGAAAUAAAGUCUGUGAGUUCUUGUCUCAAACUGAAAACGCUCUGUUCCACCUUGUGAUGUGAUGUGGUGAUACAGGAAGUGCGCCAUUGUGUUUUUAAACUCCAUACUCCUUCACUAGAAAUAUUUGGAUAAUUUUAGCUCUGGAACUGCCCAUUUCUAUUGAACAAAAGGUAAAUGCUAACUGUUAUUUUUAAAAUUACCACUACAUGAUAUCACAAGGUUGAACAGAGCAUUUUGAGCUUUGGAGAUGUGGACAGACUAAUAAGUGUACUCAAAUGUGUGAAUGAAACAAAAUACAACUCUGGGUAUGUUUUUGAUGAGGUAACAUUAUAACAUGAGUUAAAGCUCAUACGGAUCCAUUUUAUCCUUUUUAAUGUUUUUUCAUUACUAUUUACAGUGUAGAUUCUCACUGAAGGCAUCAUAACCAUGGAUGAACACCUAUAGAAUGUAGUAACCAAAAAGAUGUGAAAUUACUCCAAAGAUGUUUUAGAUUUUAGAUUCCUGAAUGUAACCUUUACCCUUUGCUUUGAUAACUGCUUGGCACAGCUGUGAAGUGAAAACCAUUUCAGGAGAUUUCAUCUUAAAGCUUACUGAGAGAAGACCAAGGUUUUCUAGCGCUGUCGACAAAGACAGUGGUUCCUAGUUUGAGGAAUUAGGAGUUGUUUAACAUUUUUGCUACAUAAUUCCAUACAUCUUGCUUCAUAUAUUAUAUAUUAUCUUCAGUAUGUAUCUACAAUCAGUUGACAUUUGAAUGAGAAGAUGUAUCCAAACUUUUGACUGGCCGUGUAUUUAGUCAUUUUCUUUACUCUAAAUGACGUCACUCAAUCUUUCUCUGGGUGAAAGUUUGUACGUAUCUCAUGUUCACAUGCCUUUCAUGAGCUAAACAGCUAACAAGUUAUUCAAAAGAAUAACUGCCAGAUUAAUCGAUUACCACAACAGUUGCUAGUUCAGCUCUACUUGUAAUUUUGAGUUUAACCAGUCCAGUCGAAUUAACAUUUAGAACAAUACUGAAAUCUGAAUGCUCAAACAAAUACAAAACCCCCAUGCCUAUUUAUGACCAAAUUCAUUGCAGCCUAUGCAUAUUACAUUCCUACUGUUUAAAGCAGCUUUUUUGCAGUGCACUAGCAAACACAAUUAUUUUGUCAAAUUUGAAUACAUUUUAGACCAAAGAUGGCAUUCACAAUUUCACAUUUGAGCCUUAUCUGAUUAAUAGAAGAAUACAAUGAUUGUCAUUUUUGUCAACUUAAUUAAUAAGCAAACUAAUGUCUAAUAGAUUACCAAAUUCCAAAUAAAAUUUGGCAUAUGGUGAUCACAUGUUUUUCAAUGGCAUAAAAAUACAAAAUUACAAAUACCAACUCUGCAAAUGACAAAAAUUAAAAUUUUAAUUCAUAAUCCUGUUUAUAUUGUUACUACCUACUGUGAACCUAAUGGUAUUGAUGAGUUGGUUAUCCAAAAUACUGAGCUAUAAAACAAUUCCACUUAAAUUUUGAUGAGUAUUAAUAUAAUACACACUUGUCUUUAUUUUGCUGUAUGUUUUAACCAUCACUUGUUGUUAAUGUGAUAUUCAGUAUGACACGUUUAAUAAUAUGAAUGACACAAGAUCAUUUUGUAGUAUUGGUGGGUGGGGGACAAAGUCAUAUAUCUGAUUUCUAAAGAUUAAGAUUUGUACUGUUUUAUAAUAUACAUUUGAAAUAAAUAUUUU